Messenger RNA from Propithecus coquereli (Coquerel's sifaka), 3329 nucleotides. RefSeq names its product WD repeat and HMG-box DNA binding protein 1 (gene WDHD1). Gene Ontology annotation, cellular component: nuclear replication fork. The transcript has 24 exons. Gene Ontology annotation, biological process: DNA repair; mitotic cell cycle; DNA-templated DNA replication. Bases 1 to 3252 code for a protein of 1083 amino acids. Gene Ontology annotation, molecular function: chromatin binding; protein binding. Lineage: Eukaryota; Metazoa; Chordata; Mammalia; Primates; Indriidae. The record is from RefSeq and is a predicted model, not a curated record.
AUGCCGGCUACACAGAAGCCAAUGAGAUAUGGACAUACAGAGGGGCACACGGAUGUCUGUUUUGAUGAUUCUGGGAGAUUAUUGUUUGAUUCGGACCAUCAUGGUAGUUUCAGUAUAUCAGAGAAGUUAAAGUCUCGAGAGGAGUUAGAUAAUGGAAAAUUGGUCACUGCAGUUUCUAAUAAUACUAUUCAAGUGCACACAUUUCCUGAAGGAGUUCCAGAUGGUAUAUUGACUCGCUUCACUACAAAUGCAAACCAUGUGGUCUUUAAUGGGGAUGGCACUAAAAUUGCUGCUGGAUCUAGUGAUUUCCUAGUCAAAAUUGUGGAUGUGAUGGAUAGCAGCCAACAGAAAACAUUUCGAGGACAUGAUGCCCCUGUUCUAAGUCUUUCCUUUGAUCCUAAGGACAUCUUUCUGACAUCAUCUAGUUGUGAUGGAUCUGUCAGAGUGUGGCAAAUUUCAGAUCAGACAUGUGCUAUUAAUUGGCCACUGCUACAAAAAUGCAAUGAUGUGAUAAAUGCAAAAUCAAUCUGCAGACUUGCUUGGCAGCCGAAAAAUGGAAAAACCCUCAAUAUAGUAACCUGGUCUCCCUGUGGGCAAUAUUUAGCUGCAGGUAGUAUUAAUGGCUUAAUUAUAGUAUGGAAUGUGGAAACCAAAGACUGCAUGGAAAGGGUGAAAAAUGAGAAAGGUUAUGCAAUUUGUGGUCUGGCGUGGCAUCCUACUUGUGGUCAAAUAUCUUAUACUGAUGCACAAGGAAAUCUAGGGCUCCUGGAGAAUGUUUGUAACCUAACCGGAAAGACAUCAAGCAGUAAGGUAUCUAGCAGAGUGGAAAAGAAUUAUGAUGAUCUUUUUGAUGGAGAUGAUGCAAGUAAUGCUGGUGAUUUUCUAAAUGACAAUGCAGUUGAGAUCCCCUCUUUUUCAAAAGGGAUUAUAAAUGAUGAUGAGGAUGAUGAUGACCUCAUGAUGGCCUCAGGUCGUCCUAGACAGCGAAGUCACAUCCUAGAAGAUGAUGAAAACUCAGUUGAUGUUACAGUGCUAAAAACUGCUUCUAGUCUUCUCAAAGAAGAGGAGGAAGAUGAUCAGGAAGGCAGCAUUCACAGUCUACCACUUGUAACAUCCCACAGGCCAUUUUAUGAAGGACCCAUGCCAACUCCCCGGCAAAAGCCAUUCCAGUCAGGUUCUACACCCUUGCAUCUCACUCACAGGUUCAUGGUGUGGAACUCUGUUGGAAUUAUUCGCUGCUAUAAUGAUGAGCAAGACAAUGCCAUAGAUGUGGAGUUCCAUGAUACUUCCAUACACCAUGCAACACACCUAUCAAACACUUUGAAUUAUACAAUAGCAGAUCUUUCCCAUGAAGCUAUUUUGUUGGCAUGUGAAAGCACUGAUGACCUAGCAAGUAAGCUUCACUGCCUGCACUUUAGUUCUUGGGAUUCAAGCAAAGAGUGGAUAAUAGAUAUGCCUCAGAAGGAGGAUAUUGAAGCCAUAUGUCUGGGUCAGGGAUGGGCUGCUGCUGCCACUAGUGCCUUGCUCCUUCGAUUGUUUACUAUUGGAGGUGUUCAGAAAGAGAUCUUCAGCCUUCCUGGGCCUGUGGUGUCAAUGGCAGGACAUGGAGAACAGCUUUUUGUUCUUUAUCACAGAGGUACAGGAUUUGAUGGGGAUCAGUGCCUUGGAGUUCAACUGCUAGAGCUGGGGAAAAAGAAAAAACAAAUUUUGCAUGGUGACCCUCUUCCUCUUACAAGGAAAUCCUAUGUUGCAUGGGUUGGGUUUUCAGCUGAAGGUACCCCCUGUUAUGUGGAUUCAGAAGGCCUUGUUCGAAUGCUUAACAGAGGGCUUGGUGAUACAUGGACUCCCAUAUGUAACACGAGAGAACACUGCAAAGGAAAAUCUGAUCACUACUGGGUGGUUGGGAUCCAUGAAAAUCCCCAGCAACUAAGGUGGGCUAUGACAAAAUGUGUGAAGUUGACUCUAAAAAGGGAAGGGGCUAAUAGCAGUUUAAUAGUUGACUACAAGUAUAGAAUUCUCAGUUCAGAGAGUAUCGACUUAGAACAGUUUUGGCAUUCAGUUAUGUUUCACAACCACCUCGAUUAUUUAGCUAAAAAUGGUUAUGAAUACGAAGAGAGCACUAAAAAUCAAGCAGUAAAAGAACAACAGGAACUGUUAAUGAAAAUGUUUGCGCUUUCUUGUAAACUGGAACGAGAAUUUCGUUGUGUGGAACUUGCUGAUCUGAUGACUCAAAAUGCUUUGAGUUUAGCCAUUAAAUAUGCUUCUCGCUCUCGGAAAUUAAUAUUGGCCCAAAGACUUAGUGAACUGGCUGUAGAGAAGGCAGCUGAAUUGACAGCAACCCACGUGGAAUCGGAAGAAGAAGAAGAAGAUUUCAGAAAAAAGCUGAAUGCUGGUUACAGUAAUACUUCCACAGAGUGGAGCCAGCCAAGGCUCAGAAAUCAGGUUGAAGAAGAUGCCGAGGACAGUGGAGAAGCUGAUGAUGGAGAAGAAAAACCAGAAAUACAUAAGCCUGGACAGAACUCAUUUUCCAAAAAUGCAAAUUCCUCUGACGUUCCAGCUAAGUCAGGUGCAAUAACCUCUAGCAGCCAAGGACGAGCAAACCCCUUCAAGGUAUCAGCCAGUUCCAAAGAGCCAGCCAUGUCAGUGAAUUCAGCACGUUCAAGUAAUAUUUUAGAUAAUAUGAGCAAAUCAUCUAAGAAGUCCACUGCACUUAAUCGAGCUACAAAUAGUGAAAAGUCUCCAGUUAUAAAGCCUCUGAUUCCAAAGCCAAAGUCUAAACAGGUAUCUGCAGCAUCCUAUUUCCAGAAAAGAAAUUCUCAAGCCGAUAAGACUGAAGAACUAAAAGAAGAAAAUCCUAAAAAUGUAUCAUCUGAAACCCCAGCUAUGAGUCCUGAAAACAUUGAAAACCAAAGGCCAAAGACUGGAUUUCAGAUGUGGCUAGAAGAAAAUAGAAGUAAUAUUUUGUCUGACAAUCCUGACUUUUCAGAUGAAGCAGACAUAAUAAAAGAAGGAAUGAUUCGAUUUAGAGUAUUGUCAACUGAAGAAAGGAAGGCAUGGACUAACAAGGCCAAAGGAGCAGCUGCAGAUGAUGGAGCUGAAGCAAAGAAGAGAAAACGUGUGGUUGAUGAAAGUGAUGAAACAAAAAACCAAAAAGAAAAAGCAAAGGAGAAUCUGAAUUUGCCUAAAAAGCAAAAACCUUUAGAUCUCUCUACAAAUCAGAAACUAUCAGCUUUUGCAUUUAAGCAGGAGUAAAGGAAGAAAGUGACCCUAGGAAAGUAAUGGAUUUUUUACUCAUCUUUGAUGAAUCUGGACUUUUUUAAUCUUUAGGA